Messenger RNA from Plutella xylostella (diamondback moth), 4582 nucleotides. Its product is annotated as tubulin monoglutamylase TTLL4. Gene Ontology annotation, biological process: protein polyglutamylation; microtubule cytoskeleton organization. The record is from RefSeq and is a predicted model, not a curated record. Gene Ontology annotation, molecular function: tubulin binding; tubulin-glutamic acid ligase activity. Lineage: Eukaryota; Metazoa; Arthropoda; Insecta; Lepidoptera; Plutellidae. Gene Ontology annotation, cellular component: ciliary basal body.
UGAAAUGAAACGUAUUGUGGGUGCCAGAUUUUGUGCGUGUUUCUAUUCAAGUUAUAAAAUUUUAUUUUACAUUGAAAAUUCUGAAUAGCUAGAUAAAUUUUAAUUUAUUCAUAUUUCCUUCUAUUUUUUGUAAAUUCUAAAUAACUUUACAAGUAUCGAAAUCCUGUUGUGAAGUUAUUAAAGUGGAAAUAUUUUACCAAAUUAUAAUUUAACUCCAGCAAAUUAAAUUAAAACAAUCGCCAUUACAAGAAAGCGAGAUUGAUUACGCACAGAAAAAAAAGAAAAACGUGUUUAUGUUUUUAGUUCAUCCUACUUUGACGAGAAAAUACUUAACUAUUUGGAUAAAGAACAUUUUCUUUUCAUUUGGCGGGAGCGCUGGCAUAUUGUUCGUGCAAAGAGUGUAUGGCCGUCCGCUGUCACCGCGGCCUCGUUGACGCCGCAACUCCGUUCAACGGCUUUUACGAUUAAAUUGUUAGUGCAGUGAAAUUCCCAGUUAUGCAUCGCGCCUAGUCUUUGAUAUGGAUAGGAGAGCGUGCCCGAGCUACAACGCGGGGUUGGACGCGUGUGAUCCUCUGGAGUUGGUGCAGUGGUCUGGUCGUGGGGAGAGCCGCGCGGCUCGCGUGCUGAGACGCCGCUGCCGGAGCGAGGGUGUGGAGCGGUCGCCGUUCGAGGAUGCGCAUAGAGACUGGUGCGCCAGUGACGUAGCGUGUUGCCGAGGCCAGCGGGCCGUCAGGAACCACUUCACGCUGAGCGCCGAGCCCCGGGAGGGACGCGACUGGGCCGCCGCGCACUACGGCGACUACGCCAUGGCGCCCGAGCGACAGAGGCUGCUCUGCUUCCAAACACAAUUGAAACAGCAGCAAAAACUCAAAAAACCUAGCAACACACCUUUACUUACUGAGAAACGAUUGCCGAAAGUGGAAGAGCUAUUAGAAAAAGUGGACCAAGAAAUGGUUGAAGUGAAACAACCGCUAAAAUCAAUACUCAAUAAUCCUCCCAAGUCCCCACCGCCUGGUAUUUUGAAGAAGUCAAAAACCAGAUUUGAGUCAAAGAGUAGUUUGGAAGGUCGUCGACGGCAGCGAGCUUCUAGUGAAUCAGACAACUUCAGCAAUUAUUCCAUGGCUGCUCCAAUCCCUGGAUCACUCGAUGGUCGCCUUACCUACCUCUCCGCAAACACGAAAAGGGCCAAAGACAACUCGGGCACCGGCUAUAGCUACAGCACAACACAUGCCAACAUCAGCCCGACAAGGAAGGCCAGCAGUGCCGUAGGCUACAAGAACUUGAAGUACUGUAAAGAAGCUAUGAAGGGAGACCACGACAGUAUGAAUAUACUGAGGACAUCUGCCAUUAAUAAGGACACUGUGAAUGAAGUUGUUGUGGUGGAGAAGCCGCGGCAACACUCGCCGGCGCCCGCCUGCCCCGUCAUGAGUCCGUCUCUCCCCGUCAGCUCGGUCACGGCGCUACCGCACGGCACUCACAAGAAACACAAGAAGAAGGUGCGCCUCAGCGGACCCAAGUGUGAUGAUGAUGACAGCCAAAGCAUAAGCCGAUCGCCAUCGCCGUCUCCCGACCGCAUUUGGGAAAUGGAAACAGACUCGGUAAUCCUCGAGAUGAAGAAACUGGAGGAACUGAAGGAACUGAAGAAGCUUCGAGAACAGUCCGCCUCACCCCCUCUAAGUAAACCCCCUAAAAGCCCAGUACCUUCCGAUGCCAACCAAUUGAAAGCGCCCAAAUUGACCAAUGGGCAUGCGGCUGGCGCGACCAAUGGCAGUGUUUCGCCGAAACGGUCUCCGCAAAUCAAAGAUGUGUGCAUAGACCACUCGCUGCCCUCCAAAGUGAACCAGCAUUUCCUGACUGCACUCAACACGAUAAAUCCGUUCAGCAAAUUGUCAAAGAAAGACUCCCACCCAGUCCUCCCAGACUGCAUGGUUCACUGCGUGCGACCAUCACUCUUCCCGCGAGUGCCUCCAUACCUCAAGUUCGUUGGACCUGACGAGCCCAUGCUGAGGAUACCACUGGCCAUCAGCAAACACUUGAAGUGGAAGUCCACGUCGAUAACACCGAUUAUUGUGAAGAAGACGCUGAUGCAGUCCGGGUUUAAGCUGCUGAAGCCUGAUGUGGAUACUGAUUAUGAAGAGAUGAGCGAGUGGCUCGGCACGUGGGGCAAGCACAUGAAGGCGCACAUGUUCCACGGCAUGCAGGACCAGCAGAAGCUGAACCACUUCCCCGGCACGUUCCAGCUGGGACGCAAGGACCGGUUGUGGCGGAAUAUACAGCGGUUGGUGGCCAAAUUCGGCCAAGAGGAGUUUGGCAUCAUGCCCGACACCUACAUCUUGCCGAGCGACACCAAGUACCUUCAGAAGGAGUGGGAGAAGGGAGAGGAGAACAACGAGAUGUGGAUCAUUAAGCCGCCGGCGUCAGCGCGGGGCAGCGGCAUCCGCGUCAUCACAAAAUGGGCGCAAAUCCCCAAGAAGCGGGCGGUGGUCGUACAAAAGUACGUGCACAAGCCGUACCUCAUCAACGGGUCCAAGUUCGACCUGCGGCUGUACGUGCUGGUCACGUCCAUCCACCCGCUCAGGAUCUACGUGUAUCGGGACGGGCUGGCCCGGUUCGCCUCAGCCAAGUACAACGAGGAGCCGGACUCGCUCAACGACCGGUUCACGCACCUCACCAACUACUCCAUCAACCGCCUGUCCAAGAACUACACGCCCAACGAGGACCACAACGCCUGCGAGGGACACAAGUGGACACUACAAACGCUAUUCACGUACCUGAAGACUGAGAAACAAGUGGACACUGACACUCUGUGGGCGAACAUUAAGGACCUGGUAAUAAAGACGAUACUCGCCGGUGAAUACAGCAUCAGUGCAUUGUCUAAAGCGCAUCUGCAGUCGCGGUACAAUUGCUAUGAGCUGUUUGGCAUUGACGUGCUGUUGGAUGAGAAUCUGAAGCCUUGGCUUUUGGAGGUGAACAUAUCCCCGAGCCUGCACAGCGCGUCGCCGCUGGACGUGCACGUGAAGGGCGCGCUCGUGCGCUCCGUGUUCAACCUGGCGCAGUUCCACGCGCCGAGGCAGGCCCAAGAUCAUACGCAUAAUUUUAAUGGACUCCUAUUUGACCCAAGACUGUACACCAUCUACCUGUCGAAAGAAGAAAGAGAUAAACACUUGAUCUACACAAACAUGGAAGACAGAGAAAUGUACCUCCGCGACAUCCUCACCACUUUGACCCCAGACGACGUCCGCCAUCUGCUCCAAGCCGAGGACGAGUUGACACAAGCCAAGCAUCUUGACCGAGUGUUCCCGACGCGACGCACACACCGCUACCUGAAGUACAUGCCCGGCGCCAGAUAUUACAACCGUCUGUUCGACGCCUGGGAGACCAGAUACAGCCACAACAGAGACGCAGGCCGGCAACUCCUGCGCAACCUGUGCGAGAUGGGCUACCACCUCGAGGUCCCGCCCGUGCCGCUCAAGCGGGCAGCGCGUUUCAGCGCCAUGGAUCGUUGCAGAAUGACAUCGACGCGCCCAGCCCGGCCGCGUCCGCCGCGUCGCUGGGCCCGCCCACGCGCGCGGCCUAGCGCCCCCCGCGCCCGCCCCGCCGCCCCCCGCGCCCGCCCUGCCGCCGCGCCCACUGCCUCGCGCUCGGCUCCGUGCUAGUCCUGCUGAGGCUCGACUGAGGGCGAUGACCCAGUGACAGAUGUGGUUUACGGACGAAAAAUUGUAAAACUAUUUCGAUUUGUGAGCGACACAUUCCCGUGGACUUAACGUGUGUUGUGUAGGAAAUUUUGAGAAAAAAAGAGGAAAAUGUAUUGUUUCUAAUAAAUGUGGUUAUUAGAGUAUUGUAACGUCGACAUGAAAUGUUUAAAUGUUCAAGUGUAAGCCGUGUCUAGAUGUCGUAGCCUUAUGAAGAAUCAGUUUUGAAUAGAUGUGAUGUGAAAGCUCCACUAUAUUAUUAUAUAAAAUGAAAAUGUUAUAAUGGAUAUUGGGGAUUUUCCCGUAGUAAAUACUAAAUCAAAAUGUGUUCAUUGUAUACUUCUAGAGUUGCUAGGAUAUAGGACAUCAGAUUGAUCGUUUGGAUUCUGUUGUAAAUAUCGUUGAUAUUCAAUAAAUUUUGAAUUAUAUAAUGUAUUUAUAAGUUCCUUGCUGAUGUAUUUAUCCAUAAAAGCUAAACUGAUGAUUCAAACCCAACUUUAUUCGCAUCAUUCUAGACGAAAAGUCUGUAUUUAAAGUUUAUUAAUAAUUGAUACGGCAAUUUUCCUUACAUGCUGUAUUAUAUUUUUUAUCCCUUGACAAUGUUUUUCUAGUAGGUAUUUAAUUUUUAACUAUUUUAAAUUUAUACAUGCUUUGAAAGCCAGCUAUGAUGUCAUAUGCCAUUGUAAUACUCAGCAUUUCAUUCAGAAUCACUGAAAUGGCCAAAGAAACUGUUCAAAAUUUGCAGUAUUGUCAUACAUUUUUAACUGUUGUCCAAUUUUGCUGUAGCUAUGAUCCCACGUGUUAAGUAAAUAUUUAAUUUUAGUUAUAAUAUACCCGACCCUCCUGGACAGUUCAGAUUCCUGAGAUACUUUAUUAAAAAAGUAAACUUA